Messenger RNA from Trichomonas vaginalis G3, 300 nucleotides. RefSeq names its product Ankyrin repeat family. Gene Ontology annotation, molecular function: protein binding. The record is from RefSeq and is a predicted model, not a curated record. Gene Ontology annotation, cellular component: nucleus; cytoplasm. The transcript has a single exon. NCBI's taxonomy places the organism in Eukaryota, Parabasalia, Trichomonadida, Trichomonadidae. Bases 1 to 300 code for a protein of 99 amino acids.
AUGUCUCCUCUUCAUUACGCUGCAAAAAAUAAUUGCAAAGAAACUGCGGAAAUUCUUUUAUCCAAAGGUGCUGAAGUUAAUUCAAUAGAUCGGGCCGGAAAAACGCCUCUUCAUUAUGCUGCGAUGAAGAAUUGUAAAGAUAUUGCCGAAAUUCUUGUAUCACAUGGAGCAAAUCUCAACGCUAAAGAUGAUGAUGGCUUAACACCUCUUGAUACAGCUAAAGAAAACAAUAGCAAAGAAAUAUCACGAUACUUAUCCUCACUGCAAAAGAAUACAGAUAAGAAAAAGGCGAAGAAAUGA